GCAGCAAACAGGUAGCAGGAAACGGAAAGCGCCGGCUAUCGAGGCCGGCGCCGGGAGCUCCUCGUCGCAGGGCUUGGCGGCGGCGGACGGAGAGGGGCCGCUACUACCUAAGAAGCAGAGGCGGCCGGCGACGCGUCGCUGGCUGGUGCACUAUCUGAAGGGCCGGGAGGUAGGCGCCCGGGGCGCAGCGGGGCUCCAGGGCUUCGAGAGCGAGCUGCGGGGCUACGCGGUACAGAGGCUGCCCGAGCUGCUGACGGAGCGCCAGCUAGACCUGGGCACCCUCAACAAGGUGUUCGCGUCUCAGUGGCUGAACUCCAGGCAGGUGGUGUGCGGCACCAAGUGUAACACGUUCUUCGUGGUGGACGUGCAGUCGGGCCACAUCACACGCAUCCCCCUCAUGCGGGACAAGGAUGCCGGCCUGGCCCCGGCCCAUCAUGGCUGCGGCAUCCAUGCCAUCGAGCUGAAUCCCUCCAAGACGCUUCUAGCCACUGGCGGCGAAAACCCCAACAGCCUGGCCAUCUACCGGCUGCCCACCCUGGAUCCCCUGUGCCUGGGCGACCGCCAUGGCCACAAGGACUGGAUCUUUGCCAUCGCCUGGCUGAGUGACACCGUGGCUGUGAGCGGCUCCCGCGACGGCACCGUGGCGCUGUGGCGGAUGGACCCGGACAUGUUCCAUGGCAGCAUUGCCUGGCACAGUGAGGUGGGUCUCCCCAUAUAUGCCCACAUUCGUCCUAGGGAUGUGCAAACCAUCCCCAGGGUCAGCACCAACCCGGGCAACCGCAAGGUGCGGGCCCUGGCCUUCAGCGGCAAAAACCAGGAGCUGGGAGCGGUGUCCUUGGAUGGCUACUUCCACCUGUGGAAAGCCCGGAGCACACUAUCCAGGCUGCUGUCCAUCAGGCUGCCCUACUGCCGAGAGAAUGUAUGCCUGACCUACUGCGAUGAAUUGUCCGUGUACGCUGUGGGAUCUCAGUCCCACGUGUCCUUCCUGGAUCCACGCCAGCGCCAGCACAACAUCCGGCCCCUGUGCUCUCGAGAGGGUGGCACGGGCGUGCGGUCGCUGAGCUUCUACCGCCAUCUGAUCACUGUGGGCACCGGCCAUGGCUCCCUGCUCUUCUAUGACAUCCGCGCCCAGAAGUUCCUGGAGGAGAGAGCUUCCACGAGCCUCGACUCCACUCCGGAACCUGCAGGGAAGAAGCUCAAGCUCGACUGUGGCAGAGGCUGGCUCAACCACGAUGAUUUCUGGGUGAAUUACUUUGGUGGCAUGGAAGAGUUGCCCAGUGCGCUGUACACCCACUGCUACAACUGGCCCGAGAUGAAACUCUUUGUAGCUGGGGGACCUCUCCCUUCAGGCCUCCAUGGGAACUACGCCGGCCUCUGGAGCUAAGGAUGGACGCCUUGUUCUCAAAGUGCACAGGUUUACCUUUCGGUUCUGCCUCACUUUCCUUCUUCAUGCUGCAUUUGUGCUUUUAAUUUUGUGUGGCUUUUGUCUUCCAGGUGGAACCAGUCCAACUUACGUGUGCCUCGUGUAUUAGGCAGAGAAAGAAAGAGAAAGAGAGAACUGGAACAAUGCAGUGGGUGUGAGAGAGCACAAGUGGUCCUUUGGACAGUCAAAACUUUGGCUUUAAAACUCUCAUUCACGUUUCCCAACAGCAGUAUAUUUUUGCCUUCUCAUUCAAAGAGUUUUCACUGAACCUUAAUUGUGUUCUGUCUUUAACAGAUUCACGUAGCCUCCUUCUUUAGGCUGAUGCAGUCAUAGUCUUCACUACUAUUCAGUGCGUUAGUUUGAUUAAUAUUGCAAUAGUAUUCAGAUCUUGUACACAUGUUAGAUGUAUGGUGUUUUGGGGAAAUGUGUGCUACAAAGCAUCUUUGGGGCUGUUCUGAGGAACUACCCAUCAUUUAUAGCCUUACUCUAAUUAGAAAAUACAGUUCAGGUUCUAGAUUGCCACCAUUCUAGAGUGUGGCACACACCAUUUUAGGGUGUGAUUCAUUUGGAUGUUGGAAACUCAAUGUCUGUUGCUUGUAUAUUGUUGAUGUGUAAAAUGCUUUAAAAAUAUGUUCUCUUAGUCAGAAAUCUUACAAUAUUGUUCAUACUAUUAAUCAAUAAUUUGGGUUAUUCAGUAAAACUUUACCAUCACUAUCCUCAGGCCCUCAGUAUUCUUGUUUAAAGCCAGUGUAUUGUGGCCUGCUUUUCUAUGCUACAGAUUUUCAGAAAUAUUCAAUAUUGAUCUAUAUAUGUAGUAGGGCAAUCAGGGAGGUAUGGGGUGGGGUGGGGGGGAACUCUUUAAAUUCAGGUAGCUAUUUGCAGUGAAAAGCCAGUUGUGGCAGUUGUGCUGAGAGUAGGUGUUGUUGAUUUUUUAUUACUGUAUACAUGGAUAAUUCUGGAUCCAGUAUGUGAUGUAUUGCGGAAAAAUAAAUAAAAUAUGUUCAGCAUCUUAGCAAUUAACUGGGAGACUUAAGUUCUUAAUGCUUAAAUAUAUGCUUUAUUUUCUAUUUGUCUUUCUGGGAACAUAUUUAUCAAAGUCAAAACUUUCCAGGACAGAGGCUGAAUCUGAAGCAUCAGCUAUGUAGACAUUAUUUUGUACAUCUCUUUUUGAAAAUGAAACUUAUGGUUAUAAGUUAAAAGAUUACAAAAUAACAUCUGGAAUACAUUAUGAAAAUAUACUUGGUGUAAAUUA
Molecule: messenger RNA, 2675 nt
Organism: Cebus imitator (Panamanian white-faced capuchin)
Lineage: Eukaryota; Metazoa; Chordata; Mammalia; Primates; Cebidae
Product: DDB1- and CUL4-associated factor 12-like protein 2
Exons: 1
Coding region: 398-1384 (328 amino acids)
Cellular component (GO): Cul4-RING E3 ubiquitin ligase complex
Molecular function (GO): protein binding
Source: RefSeq, a predicted model, not a curated record